Toxoplasma gondii ME49 is the source of this 3083-nucleotide messenger RNA. RefSeq names its product ribosomal protein L19 protein. NCBI's taxonomy places the organism in Eukaryota, Apicomplexa, Conoidasida, Eucoccidiorida, Sarcocystidae. The record is from RefSeq and is a predicted model, not a curated record. Gene Ontology annotation, molecular function: structural constituent of ribosome. Bases 257 to 2491 code for a protein of 744 amino acids. The transcript has 7 exons. Gene Ontology annotation, cellular component: mitochondrial large ribosomal subunit; ribosome. Gene Ontology annotation, biological process: translation.
GUUCUUCUUCGAUUUGUUCUUCCGUCCGUCUGUCCGCUUUCGCGUGGGGUGUAUGUACACCCGAAAUUCCGGGCGCACCUUUACCCAGAUUGGGCGUUGGUCGAGGGGCGCGUGUGGAUCUGGUCAUCUGACUCUUUUCCUUCCACUUUCUUGUUUGAUUUGUGUUUUCUUGUCGUUGGCUUCCUCCCGUUUCCAGCUUCCCCGAUUCGUCUCUUUCUCUCGUCGUCGGAGAACAGCUCCUUCGUAGUGUGUCAAAAUGGGUUCCCCUUUCGCUUACACGACAGAGUCGGUCUCCCUGCUCGCCUCUGUGGACCUCUCGUGCUGCCGCUUCUGGAAGACUACCGAGAGAUUCAGGCGACGAAGAUCCCUGCCUACGCGUUGUCUCUCGUCUUUCGCCUUUGCGACAUCUCGUCGCUCUCUCCCCUCCCCUUCUUGCUUCGUUCGUCCGACCUUUCCCUGUCGCCGUCACUUCUCUUCUCUUUCCUCUUCACCUGCGUCAUCUCGCCGUCUGCCUUCUUUCCGGUGUCGGUCCUCCCUCCUCUCUGCUGCGUCUCCAUCCCUGCCUUUCUCUCCUUCCUCUCACAGCACUAUCUCUCCUCCCUCUCAGGGACUGCUGUCUGCUUCCUCUCAUAGAUCUCCCCCUCCUUCUUCUCACAGAUUUCUCUCUUCUUCCUCUCACAGAUCUCUCUCUCCUUCUCCUGUUGUACGCGUGCCUCAUUGUUUCAAAUGGAGAAGAGCUCUGCCAAGUUCCUCAGAGUCUUCUGUUUCCUCCUCUCCCCACCAACGGACAGACAAGCCGCCAGAGCGCCAGUUGUCGCUCAAUCCGCUCUCGCCUGGCGUAGUCCUUUGGCCCGUUCUCCGUGCUGUCACCACCGCCUCGGCUUCUCACAGGGUCUCUCCUUGGCGGCUGCCGCGGUGGACAUCACCUUCACCCCGCGUCUCUUCUUUCAGCCUGAACCCAACGCACUUCUCUGUCUGUAAGGGAGGCGUUCAUGUCUUUUCGCGACGCUUCCACAGUCCUCACACCUCAAGAAAGCCGACGACAGCUUCCUUCUCUUCUUCGUCUUCUUCUCGACUCUCUUUUGUCUCUCCUUCUGGAUGCGCGUCGCCGCGAAGAGCCUCGGUUCUCCGACGCGACGUCGCUGGCGCGUCUGUCUCUCUUGGCUGCGCCCAAGCAGCGAGGGUCACCUUCCCUCUCACGAACUCUUCUUCUUCUCCGUCUUCUUCUCCUCUUCCACGCCGUGACUCACUUGCUCGUUCUCCUCUCUCUGUGUCGUCUCUCUCUCCUUCCUUUUCCUGCUGGUCUGCGUCGUUGGGUUCUGCUGCAUCCUCUGCAUCUGCUGCGCAUCCUCCGGUGUCUGCGUUUUCUCGCGUUUUCUCUCGCGCUCUGCGACACCGCGUGCUGCCUUCCUCUCUGCCGAAUCGUCUGUUCUCUGUCGACAACCGCGAAACGACCCGCUUCUGGCCGCCGCCUCUGCAGAAGGAAGAAGACGAACGUCGGGGGGCCUUCGUGGAAAGCUGCCUGCAACCGUCCGGAAAGGCUUCGCUGCUCCAGCCGCCUCAAUGCCUCCCGCGAGCGCCUUCGCACCUCGCCAAGCUCAUGGAGGAGGAGGAGCGCCUUCGGCUGUACAGACACCUGAAAAAGGAGGAACGUGACGCCGCGACGCUCAACAAAUUCGGAAUUUGGGCCGGAGAGCCCAUUGCCGAUACCCCUGCGGCGAAGAUGCAGCCGCUUGUCGCUCGGACAUGCAGGCAGACGAUGCGUCAUCUGCAGCAGAUUGAAAUUGAGAGAUUAGACAAACAGCGAAACUUCCAGGUUCCUCUCUUCGGCCCGGGAGACUUGAUGGAAGUGAAGUAUGAGCUCUCUCGCUCUCAGCAAACGUUUGCGACUUUCCAGGGCUACUGCGUGGAGGUCAGAAAGAAGCGCCUGAACUCUUCCUUCGUGCUGCGAAACUCCUAUGAGGGAAUUGGCGUCGAGCAACGCAUUCCUCUCUACUCGCCGCGAAUCAUCUCUCUCAAGGUCGUCAGCAGCUGUGCGUCGCCUACUCAAGAUUUUCUUCUCGAACGCCACAAACCUCUGACGCGCGACUAUCGCUACAAAUGGAAAUACAACUUUCGCGGGCGAUGGAGUCGCCGAAUCGGCAAACAUAAACCUGGCAUCCGUUCUGUGGAAAAGAAGAUUCGGCAGAGAAUCGUCAGAAUCCGCAAGCGGUACAUGGGCCAACGUAUCGAGGCAGGCCUGCCUCCCUAUGUAUGGGGAGGGCCUUAUCCCCAGUACGGCCGAAAGCGUUCUCUCUUCAUUCGUGGAGAAAUGUAUCGUCGGAUGCUUAUCUACUCCUUUGACGAGAGGCGUAGGCGUGCAGAGAAGCUCCGGAAGCGGAGACAAGCCGUCAAAUGGGGUGUCUUCAAACUGCGUCAACCUUCGGUGCCGCCUGCGCUUACUGCCUUGCCGACAUAUCACCCGCUGUACCCUGGAAAUCUUCCGAAGUGAAGCCAGUGUUCCCUGCCGCGAAGCGUGCACUGCUGAGGAAACUGCAUGCAGUCGUUUUCAGGAAAGAAAAGAGCCUCUCUCUCGAGGACACUUCGUUCGUUCUUUCGCUUGUGCGACUCCUUAACGCCCCUCCUACGAAGAGGUUUUUACCUUGAUGUACGCACGUAUAUACAGGUGCCUCUCAUCCUCGUGAACUCGAGCGCAUCCGUGUCUAUUCGUACAACCUAUUGUGACGGUCUGUCGCUUGUCAGCAUGCGGAGGGAGCUGUGUUCUUCUCGCGUGCAUCUCUCUCCCGGUCGUGUCUGGUUGAACCGUUCUGUUGACUUAUUUCUCUCGGUAGUUUGCAUGCGUCCUAACGCAAAACUCGAAACUCGUUUUCCCCACCACAUCGUGAGAGACGCUUCUCUCGGUGCUCGGCCGGCAUUUCCCUUUUGCCGCUUCCCGAUGGUGUCUUCCCCUCGUCUGUGUCUCCCUGUAAAAGAAUCCGAGUGGUGCGUUUCACAAGGAACUGCCAACGGAAUCGAAUGAACAAACGAACAAAGUUGGCCGGCAGGCACAUUGCAUGCAUCCACCGCCAAAAACCUGACAGGAG